Recurvomyces mirabilis is the source of this 1527-nucleotide messenger RNA. RefSeq lists its product as uncharacterized. Gene Ontology annotation, biological process: carbohydrate transport; transmembrane transport. The record is from RefSeq and is a predicted model, not a curated record. The transcript is spliced from 6 exons. NCBI's taxonomy places the organism in Eukaryota, Fungi, Ascomycota, Dothideomycetes, Mycosphaerellales, Teratosphaeriaceae. Bases 1 to 1527 code for a protein of 508 amino acids. Gene Ontology annotation, cellular component: membrane. Gene Ontology annotation, molecular function: carbohydrate:proton symporter activity.
AUGGCGAAGAAGAAGGAAAAGAUGAGUUUUAGCCAUCUGAAGAGUAAUGACUGCACCCUUGGAUAUGAUGCCGCCCUCCUCAACGGACUGCAAGCAAUGGACCAGUGGAAUGAGUACUUUAACAGCCCCAAAGGCAACCUCCUAGGCCUGAUCUCCGCAUCGCUCUUCCUGCCUGCGAUCGUAACACCAUACAUCGCUGAAGUAUUGUCGCACCGCUUCGGUCGGAAGAUCACAUUGGCAGUCGGCUCGCUUCUGUUGAUCCUGGGCGCAUUCAUCAAUGCAUUCGCCAACAGUCUAGGCAUGUUCAUAGCCGGGCGUGUCCUGGUGGGAGCCGCUGGACCUUUCGGAAAGAUCACUGCCAUCGCGCUGCUACAUGAGAUCGCACAUCCAAGGCUUCGCGGCAUGGUAGCGAGCUCGUACUACUGCAACUAUUAUUUCGGCAGUAUAGCGGCAGCAUGGUUCUGCUAUGGAUCUCUGCAAUGGGGAAAUACAUCAUGGGCGUGGCGGGCGCCGUGUCUGUUCCAGAUCAUGGCGCCUUGCGCCGUUCUGCUUUGGCUUGUGAUUAUUCCUGAGUCUCCACGAUGGUUAAUCGCGCACGGUAAAACGGAGAAGGCGCUGCACAUCCUAGCUAAGUAUCAUGCCAAUGGUGACCGAGAGGACGAACUGGUACAGUAUGAGUAUCGAGAGAUCUGCCAUGCGAUCUUGUUGGAGGAGGAGAGUAAGCAGACCAAGUACACCGACUUCUUCAAGACUUCCGGUAACAGACGGCGACUAUUGGUGCUCCUGACCAUGGCCACUGGAACCAAUUGGAUUGGCAACAGCAUCAUAUCCUACUACCUUUCGCCGGUCCUCAAACUGGUUGGCAUCACAAGCUAUGUUCAGAUAUCUGGUAUAAACGGCGGGCUCGCCGUCUGGAAUCUCUUCCUGGCCUACGCUGGCUCCUUGAACGCAGAGCGAGCUGGACGGCGCAAACUGUGGCUGACCAGCACAAUCGGAAUGCUGUGCUCGUAUAUCGUCAUCACCGGAUUGUCCGGAAGCUUCGCCAUGACCAAGAGCCAUGGUGUAGGUCUUGCGGUUGUGCCGUUCUUGUUCAUCUACUACGGCUUUUACGAUAUCGGCUGGACACCGCUACCAUUUUCGUAUGGAGCCGAGAUUUUGCCGUACCAUUUGCGCAUGAAGGGUUUGAGUGUCAUGCUUUGUACGCAGAAUGUGGCGCAAGCAUUUAACCAAUGGGUAAAUCCUGUGGCAUUGGCAGGUAUCGGAUGGAACUAUAUCGUGUACUUGGUCCUGCAAUGCGGGUACCUGGCACUCAUCAUCAUGUUCUUCCCGGAAACUAGACGUCUUUCAAUCGAAGAAGUAUCUGUAUUGUUCGAUACAGGCCGUCUCGGUAAUGCAGACGCAGCCACGGCGAUCUUGCAGCAAGACCAGAAGAGUGUGUCGAUCGCGGAUCCAGCAGGUUCCGAUGACAAAAGAGGUGGUGUCUCUAUGGUCGAGAAUGAAGCGCCGGACCAUGGACGUCAUGUAUAA